AACACACACCUGAUCAUCUGUAGCAUUAUAAUAUAGACAAAGAAAUUUCACAUACAAUUAUUAGAUAUGUACACAUAUAUACCAUGAAGAAGAAUACUGUUCUCAAAAGCUAGCCAAGUCAAAGAGUCUGGUCACCGUCGCCCCCCUUAUCUGUGGCACAAAAGUAUAACAGCAUAUCACCCUUUAAAGGAGAACCAACCGCUUGCACUGCUCUCGCGCGAUCAUGGCGAUCGGCGAUCUCUUCCACACCAUGUCGGCUCUCAUGGAGACGUGCAAGAAGCAGGUGUCGCAUGUGGCGAGGAGGCUUCGGUCGCACCCAAGCCUCUCGAAGCUAACCGCCGUCGGCACGAGGAAGGAUGGUGGGCGUGGCGGUGCGCCCUUCCUCCACCGCGGAGCCAGCUUGAUCCCCUUCCUCAGCAACAAGAGAAUCACUGACGACAAGAAGAGACAUGUCGGCGGCGAAGAGGAAGAGGAGGCGGGCGGCGUGUGGCAGAAGACGAUACUCAUGGGGGAGAAGUGUCAGCCGCUCGACUUCUCAGGGGCGAUACACUACGACAGUUCCGGGAGGCAGCUGUCGUCGCCGCGGACGCCGCUCCGGACCCCGAUGACUUCCUUCGCCUUCCACGAAGAAGAAGACGAAGAAGAAUUCUCUCUUCCAUGAACAUCCUUCAUCCCUCUAUGUUAUGCUGGCUUCAUCUCAACUCCCUCCUUUUUCUUUUGUCUCUGCUUGCGGUGUGAUUGGUUCUUUGUUUGGAAGUAUGUUUUACUGUGCAAAUGAUCGAAGGAGUGCGUAGGUUUUCAUCGA
Molecule: messenger RNA, 805 nt
Organism: Musa acuminata AAA Group (dessert banana)
Lineage: Eukaryota; Viridiplantae; Streptophyta; Magnoliopsida; Zingiberales; Musaceae
Exons: 1
Coding region: 224-661 (145 amino acids)
Source: RefSeq, a predicted model, not a curated record